CGCGGCUGCUCUGCUGUCCACUCUCCCGCACCGGAAGACUUACAGUUCCACAGGCCUCCUGCUGUAGUCAGGAUGGGCCGGAAAGUGACCGUGGCCACCUGCGCGCUGAACCAGUGGGCCCUGGACUUCGAGGGGAAUUUGCAAAGGAUUUUAAAGAGCAUCGAGAUUGCCAAACAGAAGGGAGCGAAAUACAGACUUGGACCGGAACUGGAGAUAUGCGGCUAUGGCUGUUGGGACCACUACCACGAGUCAGACACCCUCCUGCACUCCCUGCAAGUCCUGGCUGCCCUCCUGGCAUCUCCGGUCACUCAGGACAUCAUCUGCGACGUGGGGAUGCCCGUGAUGCAUCGAGAUGUCCGCUACAACUGCAGGGUGCUGUUCCUCAACAGGAAGAUCUUGCUCAUCAGACCCAAGAUGGCCUUGGCAAAUGAAGGCAACUACCAGGAGCUGCGCUGGUUCACGCCGUGGUCCAGGAGCCGGCAAACAGAGGACUACUUUCUGCCUCGGAUGAUCCAGGAGCUGACCAAGCAGGAAACCGUGCCUUUCGGAGACGCCGUGCUGGCCACCCAGGACACCUGCAUCGGGAGCGAGGUCUGCGAGGAGCUCUGGAUGCCCCACAGCCCGCACAUCGACAUGGGCCUGGACGGCGUGGAGAUCUUCACCAACGCCUCGGGCAGCCACCACGUGCUGCGCAAAGCCCACGCCAGGGUGGAUCUGGUGACCAUGGCCACCUCCAAGAACGGGGGGAUUUACCUGCUGGCCAAUCAGAAGGGCUGUGACGGGGACCGGCUCUACUACGACGGCUGCGCCAUGAUCGCCAUGAACGGCAGCGUGUUUGCUCAGGGCUCCCAGUUCUCUCUGGGCGACGUGGAGGUCCUCACCGCCACGCUGGACCUGGAGGACGUGCGAAGCUACAGGGCGGAGAUUUCGUCCCGCAACCUGGCGGCCAGCCGGGUGAGCCCGUACCCCCGCGUGAAGGUGGACUUCGCCCUCUCGCACCACGAGGACGUGCUGGAGCCGCCGUCUGAGGCUCUGGAGUGGAAGUACCACAGCGUCGGCGAGGAGAUCAGCCUCGGACCUGCUUGCUGGCUCUGGGAUUUCUUAAGACGUAGCCAACAGGCGGGCUUUUUCCUCCCCCUGAGUGGCGGCAUAGACAGCGCGGCCACCGCCUGCCUCGUCUACUCCAUGUGCCACCAGGUCUGCGAGGCCGUGAGGAACGGAAAUCAGGACGUGCUGGCCGACGUCCGGGCCAUCACCAGCCAGGUCAGCUACACCCCCCAGGACCCCCGAGAGCUCUGCGGGCGCCUGCUGACCACCUGCUACAUGGCCAGCGAGAACUCCUCCCAGGAGACGAGUGACCGGGCCAGGGAGCUGGCCGAGCAGAUUGGAAGCCACCACGUGCGGCUCAGCAUCGACCCAGCCGUGAAGGCCGUGGUGGGCAUCUUCCGCCUGGUGACGGGUAAAAGCCCCCUGUUUGCAGUGCACGGAGGAAGCAGCAGAGAAAACGUGGCCCUGCAGAACGUACAGGCCCGGCUGCGCAUGGUCAUCACCUAUCUAUUCGCUCAGCUGAGCCUCUGGUCUCGGGGCGCUGGAGGCGGACUGCUGGUGCUCGGGUCCGCCAACGUGGACGAGAGCCUCCUCGGCUACCUGACCAAGUACGACUGCUCCAGCGCCGACAUCAACCCCAUAGGCGGCGUGAGCAAGACGGACCUGAGAACCUUCGUCCAGUUCUGCACUGAGCGCUUCCAGCUGUCCGCCCUGCAGCGCAUCCUGGCAGCACCGGCCACCGCAGAGCUGGAGCCUUUGGCCGACGGACAGGUGUCUCAGACAGAUGAGGAAGACAUGGGGAUGACGUACGCGGAGCUGUCUGUCUUCGGAAGGCUCCGGAAGCUGGCCAAGAUGGGGCCCUACAGCAUGUUCUGCAGACUCCUCCACACCUGGGCUGGCGUCUACACCCCGCGCCAGGUGGCCGACAAAGUGAAGCGGUUCUUCUCGAAGUACUCUGUGAACCGGCACAAGAUGACCACGCUGACACCCGCGUACCACGCCGAGAACUACAGCCCCGACGACAACCGGUUCGACCCGCGGCCGUUCCUGUACCGCAGCGGCUGGCCGUGGCAGUUCCGGUGCGUGGACACACAGGUUCUCCAGCUGGAGAGGGGCCAGCGGCAGGACCUGGAUGGUGUGGACUGACGUCCGGCCUCCCGCGUUACGCUGGCCUCGCCGGUGGCCUGGAGCAGGGCCUCGGCCACUCCUCCCGGAGCCGGGCGUCAAUAGUCUCGUCAUUUCACGAUUCAAGGGACAGGAACCUUUGAAGUCUAGUUCCUUAAAAAAACAAAAACGAGAACGAAGACCGGAAUAAAGAGAAUGUGAUUUUUAACUAA
This is a messenger RNA of Pteropus alecto (black flying fox), 2384 nucleotides long. It is a transcript of the gene NADSYN1, whose product is annotated as NAD synthetase 1. Gene Ontology annotation, biological process: NAD+ biosynthetic process. The coding region runs from base 73 to 2193 and encodes 706 amino acids. NCBI's taxonomy places the organism in Eukaryota, Metazoa, Chordata, Mammalia, Chiroptera, Pteropodidae. Gene Ontology annotation, cellular component: cytoplasm. Gene Ontology annotation, molecular function: glutaminase activity; ATP binding; NAD+ synthase (glutamine-hydrolyzing) activity. The record is from RefSeq and is a predicted model, not a curated record. The transcript is spliced from 21 exons.